AUGUCUAACCUUCGAGUCAUUAACGUGUCUCCCCGAGAAGAGGAGGCACCGUACUUUGCUAGUGUACAUGCAAACUACGACGACGCCGACGACGUGCUGGACGAUUCACCAAUGUCCACCCCCGGCGGAGCUACCCGUGCUCCGCUUUACACUAGAGAGGAAAUGCCGUCUCCUGUAGCUUCGCCUGCUCCCGCGAGCGUCUUCGGAGCAUCAGUGAAUGACCAAGAAUACCACGACCAGGCCAGCGCAAGCUCAGCCAGGCCUGUGGCAGGCGAUCAAAAUGAGGAAGAUGACUCCGAGCUGGACUCGUUCAACCUACAGGCUCCUCCGCCACCAACGGGACGUGUCACCAGCAGUCUUGAAGCUCUUACGGCACGGUUCUUCUCCGCUGACCAUUUGGAUAUGAUAUUACGCGAUCAAUCGCUUGCCAUGCGAUUUUCCGGAUUCCUAGGCACAUAUCUUCCGCAGCAUGUUGGAACUCUCAACCAGUACAAGGAAGCAAAGAAGAUCAUGUUGGCACUUGACUACGCCAAUGCCGCGGCGAACCAGAUGUCUCUCAAAUAUGGCCAUCCAAUCGAAAAUGCCGCGACCCUCGACCGUCAUUUCGGGGCGAGAAAGAAUGAAUUGGCUCACGAGCUGGUUCAUGACGCCCUGCCGGCGUACUUGACGCACCAACUGGUAUCACUUGUGACGGACACGCUUGUGAAAGAGAUUACUGGCCAUAGCGCGCCAGUAAUGCGCGACCUUGUGCCUAGUCUCGCUGAGGUAUACUGCAUUAGCGACCCUUCAUUACCUGAUAAUCCCAUAGUGUAUGCUUCCGAAGAGUUUUACAACACUUCCAUGUACAGUCGUGAACAAGUCAUUGGACGGAACUGUCGAUUUCUGCAGGGCCCGAAAACCUCAUCUGCAUCUAUUAGAAGGCUAGUCGCAGCUCUCACACAAGGAGAGGAGUGCUGCGAGACCGUGCUCAACUAUAAACGGGAUGGAACGCCUUUCAUGAAUCUGCUCCUGAUCGCUCCUCUUUACGACAACAAAGGCAAAGCUCGAUACUUCCUAGGCUGCCAGAUUGAUGUGUCUUCUCUGAUCGAGGGCGGAAAGGGCAUCGAGUCUUUCGCUCAGCUUCUUUUUGAGGACCGACUGCGUGAUUCUUAUUCAGCAAAUCCUGUCCGCAGGGACCCCAAAGAGACGCUGCGUGAAUUUGGUCAGCUGCUGUCUCCCGAAGAAUCAGAUUCAAUCAGCAAUCGAAUGCGACCAGCGAGUGUGGCGGCGUCGGGCUCUCUUGCAUCAGGAAUACCCAUCAGAACGAAAAGCCGCGGCAGUAGAAUCAUAUUAGGAAUGGAUGCUCCGGAUCCUAGACCUCCCCAGAUGUGGCCUCAUGCUAGCCUUGGUCCCUCUGGCCGGCUUCCGGGAGUGUAUCAAAACUACCUAUUGGUCCGACCAUACCCUUCCUUACGGAUAACAUUCACCUCUCCAACUCUGAGGAUUCCUGGCAUGUUACAGAGCAAGCUUCUUGAUCGAAUAGGCGGUCCAGAGGCAGUACGCACUGGUCUUCUCGAAGCUUUAAUGAAUGGCACCGGCGUCACUGCCAAAAUUGCAUGGCUCACAUCAGGAUCGGACAUGCUGGAACACGGGAAAGUCCGAUGGAUACAUUGUACGCCUCUGCUGGGAAGUGAUGAGAAAGUGGGAGUGUGGAUGGUAGUUAUGGUGGAGAAUGAGCUUGUCACAGGAGGGUUGAAUCGCCACAGCCAGGUAAUCACUCCUGGUGUGGACUCUGUUCAAGGUGCACAGCGAUACACUGGUGCGAAGCUGUAUGCCGAUUAUCUGAGAAGAGAAGGUAGGCCCGGAACAGGCCAAACAUUGCCGAGCUCGUCUUCGACUAGGGAGAUGAGGACUGUUGACGAGGUUUUCCGAGACUUCUGA
Ramularia collo-cygni is the source of this 1920-nucleotide messenger RNA. RefSeq lists its product as uncharacterized. Gene Ontology annotation, cellular component: nucleus. The record is from RefSeq and is a predicted model, not a curated record. The coding region runs from base 1 to 1920 and encodes 639 amino acids. The transcript has 2 exons. Lineage: Eukaryota; Fungi; Ascomycota; Dothideomycetes; Mycosphaerellales; Mycosphaerellaceae.